Molecule: messenger RNA, 1162 nt
Organism: Brassica oleracea var. oleracea
Lineage: Eukaryota; Viridiplantae; Streptophyta; Magnoliopsida; Brassicales; Brassicaceae
Exons: 2
Coding region: 210-911 (233 amino acids)
Source: RefSeq, a predicted model, not a curated record
CUUUAUCGUCUUCCUUCAAAUAAAUUUGUAAAAAUAGAUAAAAACCUUAUCCUUUCUCUCUCUUUCCUUCUGCCAUGGCGAUUUCUACUAUUCUCCUAGUCUGUGAUUAGAAAAAAAAAACGGAAGUGAAGAUUUUAAGAACCGUAACUUUCCGACCAAAUCGGUAAGAGAUUCUUGAUUUGUAUCUUUGUGAUCUGGAAGAUACGGUGAUGGAGAUGAUGUCAGGAGGACCUUCGUUCUCAAUCGAGGUCUCGGAAUACGGUAACGAUCCGCCGGCGACGGAGAAGGCGUCCUCCUCCUCCUUCUCUUCCGGUGACACGGUGAACGAGGAUGAAGCCGGUUUGAGUCGUCUCGGAAGCGGUAUCUGGUCGGGAAGGACGGCUGAUUACUCGUCGGAAAGUUCAUCAUCGAUCGGAAGUCCGGGAGACAGAGAGGAAGACGAAGAGAGCGAAGAAGAAAACGACGAAGAGCUAGGGCUUCGAGGGUUGUCUUCAAUGAGCUCUCUCGAAGAUUCUCUUAUCAGCAAAGGUUUGUCGAAUCACUACAAAGGUAAAUCGAAAUCGUUUGGGAAUUUAGCAGAGAUCGGGAGUGUUAAAGAAGUACCAAAGCAAGAGAAUCCAUUGAAUAAACGAAGAAGGUUACAGAUCUGCAACAAAUUAGCAAGAAGAUCUUUUUACUCGUGGCAAAACCCUAAAUCUAUGCCUCUUUUCCCGGUCAACGAAGACCACGAUGAGGAUGAAGACAAUGAUGAAGAUCUCAAAUCUAGUGAUGAAGAGCGAGGAGGAGCGAGAGGAGUUAGUUUUGCUAGGAAACCUUCGUUCAAGAACAGAGCAUUGAAGUCUAGGAGUUGUUUUGCACUCUCAGAUCUACAGGAAGAAGAUGAUGACGAUGAUGAUGAUGAAGGUCAAUAAUGCAAAUCGUUAUAUUUUCUUUGUUGAUAGUUAUUUUUCUUUGUUCUAUGCAUGUUCGAAAACGCGGGCGCGGAGAGCGAUUACGCAGCGUCGAAGCGUUCGGCGGAGGUCAGCCGCGGCGAUUUCAUGAAAAUCGGUUAAGAAAUCGGGUUCACCAAAAAAGUUCGAUUUUUCAGAUUUUAAAUGCUUAAAUCGAAUUGUACAUGCUAGAUCUGUACAUGCUAGAUCUACGAGUUUGCUGAAAAAAUAAU